CCAAGAAGUGAUGCAGGCCGAGGAUGACGAGUUUGUUGGCAAUGAUGAAGUAUCCAAUUCUUGGCAUUGCUAUGUGCGCUUCUGUGAAGAGGCGAUAUCUAAGAGGAAGGCCCGACCGCUCUUCCGAUUCUUUUCGAUGACUUGAACUAUGAGCAUGGCGCUUAAUGUCCUCACGAGGCCUUUAACCUCUUGUAAUUUCAGGAUUUCUGCCCUCUAGCUACAUGACCAACGGCCGAUGAUUCUCUAUCUCUAUCGGCUCUUGUUCUUUGUAGGAUUGGCCUUUUGAGUGUGUUGGGUCAGUAAUCGGGAAUCACAAAUUUAUAUCACGCUAUUUUCUGGGUACCACAUGUCUCUGCCUGGAGGUUAGCUGUGCCAAGUUGACAGCAUGCGAGAAAGAAUCUCGAGCUGGCCGGUUAUGUGAUAGAAUUUCGAGUGACUUCACGAGGGAAGCAAAUUCUUUUGGGACUUCAUCGAGUUGCUUGAUCCAUGGGAGUCGUGGUGGUACAAAUCGGCCAAGGAGGCAAUCAAAUGGGUUAUGCUCUCUUCGAAUGUCUGGCUUCGAUGGCAGUUUCGCCACCAACUGAGUUUUUCCGAUCAGCACAGCCUCAUAGCGCAGCUGUCAAGGCCCGUGCUGUCCUGGUUGACAUGGAACCGAAGGUUAUACAGGGAAUUGUAAAGCGUGCGAAAACUGCUGCUGUUCAAGCUCACAGAUCAGCUUGGACUUAUGAUGCCCAACGGCUAGUCGCUCAGAACAGUGGUUCUGGUAACAACUGGGCUCGGGGAUACUAUGGCCACGGUCCUCAAUGUCUUGACUCGGUCCUGGAUGCCAUACGUCUCGAGGUGGAGCAGUGUGAUGUUUUUGGAGGCUUCGUCAUACUGCAAAGUUUGGCAGGUGGUACUGGAGCAGGACUAGGAGCAUACUUGGUGGAGGCAUUGAGGGAUGAGUAUCCUUCAUCCUUCAUUCUUAGUCACUGCAUCUGGCCGUAUGAGAGUGGAGAAGUCAUAGUUCAAAACUACAAUGUACUGCUCACUCUGUCUCAUCUACAAAGUUUCGCUGAUGGUGUAAUCAUUGUGCAGAAUGAACAGCUAAGUGCUAUAUGCCGAACUCUACUUGGCGUUCUGCGACCAUCUUUUGAUGACAUUAACGAAGUGGCGGUUGAAGCGCUAGGAUGUGCUCUUCUGCCCUCUUACUGGAGAACAGUCCAACCGAGUACCCAAACCAUUCAGACAGAUGUAGUAAGCUGUAGGCCCGAGAUUAGACGAGGUGGCCCUUCGUCUACGAGGCCUGGAGUUCGGCUCCUAUCAGACUUGCUUUCAGUUUUAUGUUCUCACCCGGGAUAUCGAAUGAUGACCAUGCGUUUCACUCCUCAGGUUCCAGCCCAGUCAUUGGAUUUCACUAACUUCACGUGGGCCGCUCAAUUAAAACACCUCCGACAGAUGCUCAUCACUGGAGCACAUAAGGAACUUGAAAUGGAUUGGAAUGUUAAGCUUCCAACCUCAUCAGUUCAUGAGCACAAACGAGGUGUUUUCCCGACGAAUGGUCAUCAUCAGAUUAACAGGUCUCUUGCAAACCUUCUCAUAUUAAGAGGCAGCGGGAGUGAUAACGCUGAUGUGAGUGAUUUUGCGGAUGUCAGAAUGUAUCCUAUCUGGCAGGUGGAUCCAUUAUCAGUGGCAGCUUGCUCCACUUCUUAUGGAAGAUACGAAAUAGCUGCUGGUCUUCUCAGCAACUGUCAAUCAUCAGUACUGCCGGCAUCAAGAGCCUUGACUAGAGCUUACAACAUGUUUGCAUCGAAAGCGUUCUUGCAUCAGUAUUUCGAGCAUGGAAUGGAAGCGGCCUCUUUCGAUGGUGCUUUUGCUUCAAUCGAAGAUCUGGUGACUAGAUACUCGUUAUUAUAACUCAAGAUGUGGUAAAUGUAUGACGAGUUGUUAUGUUGAGCUGAUAUUAUCAACGUCACACAAACUGUAACCAAGUGGAAUCUGUCGAGAAACAGCAUUACUUUUUCCACUGAAUUGACUAGAUCACUUAAACACGGGCGUCAAAGUGGAACACAAUCUUUCAGUAUUUUCACGUACUUUGAGAGCAGCCACAGAGGUGCAAAACAAUGUAGUAGAAUUACGUAGCUACCCCCAAUAGGACGAGGUUGGGUCCUUGAAAUUUUCCCAAAACAAGUCUGACGGAGCGUGUAUCUAGUUCGAUUAUUCUCAUUGUGUUUCCAAACGUUUCGUAACCACGCUGUAUCUUCUGUAUUCUCAUUCUUCCAUAUUUAGAUGUAAGAGAAGAGCCUCAAAGGCUGAGGUGUCCAUGUAUUUACAAGCAGUUGCCACAACGCUUACCAGUACUGCCUAUAUUUGCAUCACUAAGAAAGAAAAGCUUAGAAGCCUACUAAAGGACUGAAACAUCAUGACAAAAAAGUGAAGAGUGGAACUAGUCUCCCAAAGCCAGUACACGCUUUAGGACGAUUAAGGACGGAUGUAGACUGGUUUCUACUCGUCACCAUAUCUAUUGUCUGAGUGGAGGAAUCUUCGUAGUCGGUCUCCUGC
Molecule: messenger RNA, 2541 nt
Organism: Marchantia polymorpha subsp. ruderalis
Lineage: Eukaryota; Viridiplantae; Streptophyta; Marchantiopsida; Marchantiales; Marchantiaceae
Source: the annotation of a GenBank genome assembly